AUGGACGCAGCGAAGCUAAUUCGGACCCGCAAACUCCUCCCCAACUACGGCGAGAACUCCAGCAAACUCGGCCGCUUCAAAGACAAACUCGCCGACAAAGAACUCCUCUUCGGCAUCGAGUCCUUUGCAGAAAUCCCUUACGCCCAAUUCAACGUCCUCGCCACUCCACCCAGCAUCCUAGUCAUCGGAUCCCCCCUCCCGGUCAUCGUAACGGUGCAACACACCAAGCGCUCAGAAUCACUCCCUUCCCCACCCGAUCUCUUCAUCCGGCGACUGAAAGUGCAGUUAAACGCAAAGAUCAACGUCUUCCUCCCCAACGAAGCUUUCUUCAAACACCCCAGCAGAAUAACCAACCACACCGACCGCCGCACCAUCGUCCUCUGCGACCACAAAUACGAAACAGGCGACGGCGAACCCCUCUACGACGGCCUCAAUCUGCUCGACGUGGCGAACAUCGAACUCGCAAAAGACUACAAUAAUAACAAUACCAUCGCGCCGAGCUUCACUAGCUACGGCCUAAACCUAGAAUACGAACUCCAAAUCGAGAUCACAGGGAGAUGUGCGGAUAGAGAGUGGUCUGGUAUCGCGUGUACGCAGCCUGUGCAGGUGGCUACGGAUUGGCAGGCUGCACCAUCGAUUGAAAGUGCGGAUUUGUUGGAGGCUGGGCCGGGGCCGCUGGCGUAUCAUGAAUUGGAUGCUGCGCCGAGGAUGUAUGAGAUGGCUGUUCAUACGGAGGAACCGCCGCCGUAUCAUGAUGAGCCGCCGCCGUAUAAUAGGAUGCUUGGUAGUACUGCUGUGGGGGGUCCGGUGGGGGCUGUUUGA
This is a messenger RNA of Alternaria metachromatica, 822 nucleotides long. RefSeq lists its product as uncharacterized. The coding region runs from base 1 to 822 and encodes 273 amino acids. The record is from RefSeq and is a predicted model, not a curated record. Lineage: Eukaryota; Fungi; Ascomycota; Dothideomycetes; Pleosporales; Pleosporaceae. The transcript is spliced from 2 exons.